Messenger RNA from Helicoverpa zea (corn earworm), 3722 nucleotides. RefSeq names its product regulator of nonsense transcripts 2 (gene Upf2). The record is from RefSeq and is a predicted model, not a curated record. Gene Ontology annotation, molecular function: RNA binding; protein binding. The transcript has 10 exons. Gene Ontology annotation, cellular component: exon-exon junction complex; cytoplasm. Bases 161 to 3499 code for a protein of 1112 amino acids. Gene Ontology annotation, biological process: nuclear-transcribed mRNA catabolic process, nonsense-mediated decay. Lineage: Eukaryota; Metazoa; Arthropoda; Insecta; Lepidoptera; Noctuidae.
AAGUGCACAAAGUGUCAAAGAAAUAACCAAAACACUGAGAGAAACGAAGAACUUUAAAGAAAAUAAUAAUAAACUUUUGUAAUGAAACAAGAGUAAGGGAAUCAGUUCGCUGUUCAGAUAUUUAUGAAUAAUAUUUGAUGUCGUUUAUAAAGUGUUAAAAAUGACAACUAACGAAAAGGAUGCAGAAAAAAGUGAACAACAGACAGAUUCGGAAAACAAAAUAGAAAAUGCGGAAGACGAGAAAGCAGCCCUCGAUGAAUAUACAUCUAACCUCGAAGCCAGGGUAAAGCAGAAAACUGAACUUCGAAAUCAAAAUUUAAAUUGUGUACGUCCGCCGGAUAACUACUUUUCUAAAUUGGACUCUGGUUUAAAAAAGAACACGACUUUCGUGAAGAAAUUAAAGUCGUUUAGCGCUACACAAAUUGAUACACUUUUGAAAGACUUCAAUGGUUUAAAUCUCACGAAAUAUAUAUCAGAAGUAGCUGCUGCGAUUGCAGAGGCUAAGCUGAAGAUGUCUGAUAUUGCAGCUGCUAUUAAUCUAUGUUCAGCACUUCAUCGCACCUAUGCAGAUUUUUCAUCAAAUUUCUUUGAAAACUGGCAGAAAAUUCUUACAUUUAAAGCUACUGAUAAAAUUACUAACUCUUCUAAAUUGCGAGUGGAUAUAAGAUUUUAUGCUGAACUGGUAGCAGUUGGUAUAUUCACAAAUAAAAUGGGACUCCCUCUGUUGGGCAAUGUCCUCACAGUGCUUAUAAAUAUGGAUAAAGAGGAGCAUAACAACAUACCAAUUCUUUUGUCAUUUUGUAAACAUUGUGGUGAAGAUUAUGCCGGAUUAGUUCCAAAGAAGAUCAGGGAAGCUGCUGAGAAACACAAUGUAACAAUUCCUAGGAAUCCAUUCCUGCCAGCUGAAAAACAGACAGCAGUAAGAACUCUGCUCAAAGAUUACUUUUUAUCCUUAACUAAGCAUUUACUGGCUGAGAGGGCUCAGCUGCAGGCCCUGCAUGCGGCCAAUCAGAGAACUUUACACACCAGAGGUGAACUGUCACAGGAAAGGAAAGACCAACUAGAACAGCAUCAGGCUACUUAUGACAAGCUGCUAGCGGGCGCCCAAAGCUUUGCAGAAGUGCUGGGAGAAGAGUUGGGGGAAGCAGGAGAACCCCCAACCUUGACAUUGACAGUAACUGAAACACAAGGCACUGUCACCAUAGGAGGCAAUGAGGAGUUCACCAUGCAGGCUGGCACAGAUCCCUGGCAAGAUGAGGAUACCAGAACAUUUUACACCAGCUUGCCAGAUCUGAAAGUAUUUAUGCCCAACUAUCAAAUGAAAGAGACUGUAAAAAGUAAGCCAGAAACUGUAACAGAAGAGAUGUUGGAUGAAGAUCUAAAGGAGGAUGAGCUGAGUGACAGUGAGGGACCCUCCACUGUGCCCGAUAUGGAGCAGGAAGAGGCACAGCCAUCCAAUGUUUCUAACAAAUAUGCCCUGGAUGCAUUCUUGAAUGAGCUGCCAAAUUGUAUCAAUAGAGAAUUGAUUGAUAAUGCUGCUGUGGAUUUUGUUUUGAAUCUCAACACAAAGAAUAAUCGGAAGAAACUGACAAGAGUCCUGUUCAGUGUUGCCAGGACUAGGCUAGAUCUAUUGCCUUUCUACUCGAGGUUUGCGGCAAUACUGUACCCAGUUCUACCUGAUGUUUGUGCAGAUUUGUGUCAGAUGUUGAAACAAGACUUUAGAUAUCAUGUGAAGAAAAAGGAUCAGAUCAAUAUUGAGUCCAAGAUAAAAGUGGUGCGAUUCAUUGGUGAAUUGGUAAAAUUCAGCCUUUACUCUAAAAUGGAAGCACUGUACUGUUUAAAAGUACUCUUGCAUGACUUCAAACAUCAUCAUAUUGAAAUGGCAUGCAAUCUGUUGGAGACUUGUGGCAGAUUUUUAUAUUGUAAUCCAGAUACACAUCAACGCACUAUGAUAUAUUUACAGCAAAUGAUGAGGAAAAAGACUGUAUCAGCCCUAGACUCGCGUUACGUGACGCAAAUAGAAAAUGCAUUUUACUAUGUAUGUCCUCCUGAAGCGCCAGCUCAACCGAAGGAAGAAGAGCCGCCGAUGCACCAGUUCAUAAGAAAAGUACUCCAUGAAGACUUGCAGAAGAGUAAUGAGGAGAAGAUUCUGAGAUUAAUGCGAAAGCUCAAUUGGGAUGAUCCAGACACUGCCGCUAUUGCUAUACAGCACCUCGCCGGCGGCUGGCGCGUGCGGGCUAGUGCCCGCAGAGCGCUAGCGCGGCUCACCGCAGAGCUAGCCGCCUGGCAGGAAGCUGUAGCCCCCGCCGUCGUCGACACUAUCCUCGAAGAGAUCAGAGUCACUAUGGAGGACCCACACCCCAGAUACAAUCAGAGGAGAAUAGCCACUGUCAGAUACCUCGGAGAGCUGUACAAUUACAAGUUGCUAGACUCCCGUGACGUGUUCACAGUUCUGUAUUCGUUCAUAACUUUCGGAGUAACGAACGACCAUGCUAACGUGUCUCCUCUCGACCCGCCAGAUAACGUGUUCAGAAUAAGACUUGUGUGCGCUCUUCUCGAGACUUGUGGCGCCUAUUUUAACAGUGGAUCAAGCAAAAAGCGACUAGAUUACUUUUUGACGUUCUUUCAAAAUUACUACUGGUUCAAACAAUCUGAUCCCCAUUGGACUGAUGACAACAUGUUUCCUAUUUAUGUAAAGUACAUAUACCAAGAAUGUUUGACUACUCUGAGGCCUAAGUUGACAUUGUUUAAUAGUUGGCAAGAAUGUAAAGACGCAAUAGAAGAGUUGCGUCAAACUUUAUACCCAGAGCUAGGCGAAGACGAUAAUGAUAACGAUGACAUGGGCGACGACAGCGUCAACGAGGGACUGGAUACUAUUAUUGAGACUGAUGACGAAACAGAUAAUCCUCAACUUCCUGAGGAAAGUUCUGAUGAGGAGCCCAUCACAGAGAAUACUGGGAAUGAUGAUAAUGACCUUCAGCAAAAUGAUGAUAUUACAAUAGAGCCAAGGAGACCUGCUCCGAAACCAGUAGAGGAUGUUGAAUUUGAAUCAGCAUUCGAAAAGAUGGUAAUGGAAAACAUUGCAGAGCGACAACGUGAGACGAGGCCUCAACAGCGAGAUAUUGCCGUGCCCAUGACCUGCAGACAGACAACAAAGAAAACAUAUGAACAGUUAUUGCAAGGUAAAGAGGGCGUAGCAUUCGUGUUGAUGAUGCGAAAGGGUACUAAGCCGCAAUACAAGUCGUUCAAUGCUCCACCCGAAUUAGCAAGCAACCUCCAGCAGCAAGCCUUAGCCGAUAAACAGGAGAUGGAGAGGAUGAAACUAUUAACCCUGAACAUAUCAGAAAGGCAAGAAGAGGAGGAAUACAGCGCCGAAAGCGGAGGAGGUUCGGGAGGCAGCGGCAAUCCCAACAGGGGACAACACGUUCGACAGAAAUAUCAACACCCAAAAGGCGCGCCCGAUGCCGACCUUAUAUUUGGACCUAAAAAAUUUAAAUAAUGAAGUGAAGUGAUGUGGUCACCUAAUCAAUUUUUAUGAAAUCUUUAUUUUAUUCAUUUUUCUGCAGUUUUAUGUUUAGGCAGUUGAGUAGAUUUUUUUAUGACGUGUUUAAUAAAGCUUAACUUCUCUGCAGGUAAAGAAGUCGAUUAUUUGUGUUAUAUGCUACAUAUAUAUGUUUUGAAAUAUACUAUGUAUCUCAGAAAUAAAUGAGAGUUUAUAUAGA